Messenger RNA from Dermochelys coriacea (leatherback sea turtle), 6742 nucleotides. Its product is annotated as opsin-5-like. Gene Ontology annotation, biological process: visual perception; G protein-coupled receptor signaling pathway. The coding region runs from base 90 to 1376 and encodes 428 amino acids. The record is from RefSeq and is a predicted model, not a curated record. Gene Ontology annotation, cellular component: membrane. The transcript is spliced from 6 exons. Gene Ontology annotation, molecular function: G protein-coupled receptor activity. Lineage: Eukaryota; Metazoa; Chordata; Testudines; Dermochelyidae.
GAUUUUUAGUUUCCAUCAGUCUUACAGAGGACACAGAAAGGGGACUGUUAUUCUCACUAUAAAUCAAUGCAGAAAAACCUGUGAGAAAGAUGGGAAAUGCCUCCGAUUCCUCAGCGUUCACAUCCACCUUAUCAGAGAGAGAAGACCUGAUUUUUGGCACACUCUAUUUGCUCUUUGGCAUAGUCUCUCUCUGUGGAAAUUCCCUGCUUUUGCUGGUGGCCUAUCGUAAGAGAUCCAUGUUGAAGCCUGCUGAAUUCUUCAUUGUGAACCUGGCUAUCAGUGAUCUGGGCAUGACGGUGACCCUCUUCCCUUUGGCCACACCAUCCUUCUUUGCACACAGAUGGCUGUUUAACCAUGCGAUGUGCACAUUCUAUGCAUUCUUUGGCAUGUUCUUUGGCCUCUGCAGUCUUACCAGCCUGACAGCGCUAAGCACGGUUUGCUGCCUGAAGGUCUGUUAUCCAGCAUGUGGCAAUAAGUUCUCUCCGACACACGCUGGUGUCCUGUUACUCUGUGUCUGGGCAUAUGCCCUUGUCUUUGCCAUAGCUCCUCUAGCCAACUGGGGCAGUUAUGGACCAGAGCCCUAUGGGACAGCCUGCUGCCUUAAGUGGAAAGCUUCAACCAGGGAGGCAAUGAUCUAUAUUGUGGCCCUCUUCAUCUUCUGUUACCUCUUCCCCUGCCUUCUGAUCUUCGUCUCAUACUCGCUCAUUCUUUGGACAGUGAAAGUGUCCCGAAGAGCUGUGAAGCAGCACAUGUCACUACAGAGCAAAGCCAACAGCGUGCACAGCUUGAUUGUAAAGCUAAGCAUUGCUGUGUGCAUUGGAUUUCUGGCUGCCUGGACUCCAUAUGCAAUUGUUGCCAUGUGGGCAGCCUUUGGAGAUGCCAGCCAGGUGCCAGUUCUGGCCUUUGCCCUCUCUGCUGUUUUUGCCAAGUCCUCGACAACCUACAACCCUCUGGUCUAUCUGCUCUUCAAACCAAACUUCCAGAAGUUCCUCUCCAAAGACUUGUCCCUGCUGCAAGCUCUCUGCGCCAUCAUCUGCUGCAGCCACCAAAGAGUCGUCACACUCCAGUCUUUCCAGACCAGAGAGGGCAGAACCUCUGCCAGGCUCUCCACAGCCUUCCCCGAGUCCCCUGGGGCUUGCAGGAACUGCAAUGACACUUUUGAGUGUUUCAGCAACUAUCCCAGGUGCUAUAAGCUCACCCAGCAGCCGGACCCUACAGCCAUGCCCAAUCCCCUGGCAGACAGGCCUGCUUGCCAGCUGGCUCUGAAAAGGACCAUGCAGGUCAUGGUGCUUGUUACAAGGAAGAAGUCAGGAAUGGGGACUACAAGUGUGGCAGGAAAUAUUCUGCCUUCAGAUCUUGUGAAAGAUCUUAUCUGAUCAUCCAGAGGCCAGGAGCUCCUGAGCAGGGCUAGGCCUCGGCCUCCCCCAUCCUAGACAGGAGAGAAUAUUUUAACCUCAAAAAAAAAAUCUGUUUAUAUGUCUGAUGGGUCCUAACCUGCAAGACAUCCUUUAUGCGAUACAGAAAACUGUACACCAGCCUUCCAUUUUUGCUGUUGCAAUUUUGGGCCCACAAUUUGCCCCCUGCAAAAAUGGACACUGGUUUCUGAAAAAUCUGACUGUAUAUUACAAUUAUGGACGUUUCCACUGAAACAUGCGCCUCAGGGCCCUUUAUCUUUGGUUUUCCAUAUUCUGGUGCUUUGAUGGCCAAGCAUGAACUUUAUUCUCUUGAGAAGCAUUGUCUAGCAUGCAGGGCUGGGAGCUAGGAAGUCCAGAGUUCUGAUCCCAGCUCAGAUACAGACUCCUGGAGCCUUUUACAACCAAGUUACUUAAUCAUGUCAGUAUUCCCACUGAUCUACCUCACAUGGGGAUUGUGAAGAUUAAGUAGUUAAUGUUUGCAAAGUGCUUUGACUCCAAAGAGCCCUAUAUAAGCACUAAGUAUUAUAUUAGAUCUCGAGACAUCACUCUGUGCUUAUGCCAUAUAUCCAGUUCUCUCACAUUAAUGCAAGCCACCACCAUUAAUAUAAAAUAAAGUCCUGUCCUACAGAUAAGGAUUUGGGUCUAAGAUUAUCCUAUUCAACUAAUACAGAUUCUGUGUGCUGCUCCCCACAAUGUGAACAGCGAGACUGCAACUGCAGGACAUCUGUUUAGGUGGAUUUGCAGACUGGGCUUUAUUGUCCAUUUAGCUUUUUAAACAUGUAGGCAAAAAAUUCCUAGGGGAGGGGACUGGGGUAGAGGAGAGCAGAGUAGUUAUCAAAUUGCCUGAUCCAAAGCCCAUUGAAGUUAAUGGAAAAAAAAAAUCAUGAUUACAUGCUGAACCCUGUCACAGGGCAACUUACAAGGCAGAAAAAGAUGGAAGCAAGAAGCCUGUGCACCAAUCUGGUCAGCUCGCAUUGUUUCCAGAACUCCACCCUCUAAUGGCAAAACAGAGAGUGGGCACAUAUACGACAAAUUUAUAUAUUAACUCCUGCAUAAGCACUGCAAGGAAUGCAGUUUACUAGAACAUUUGGAUAAUUAAGGGAAUCCCAAAACAAGAAUAUCCUUCUGUGACAGAAAAAAGACUGCUACGUCCUGGAUAUAUACAAAAGGAUCUAAUGCCAGAAAUGCCUGUCCAAGAGAACGCAGACUGGAGAAAGAGUGGAUACAUGGAAGACACAAAGAUGCCCAAUAUCUUUACUAUAGAGUUGGCUAUUGGAAUUACAUAUCCCAAACCAUAAAACAAACUGGGGAAAAUGAAAUACAUACAACACCCUCAGGAAAAACAUCUUCAGCACAUGGAACACUAGCUACCGUGUUGUAUAAUAUGCAAAACAUUUCUAAGAUCCUGUAGAAACUCUGUUGGUUACCAGGAUCACUAAUCAAAUGAGAAGUGAGAGAAAACGCAUUAGAAAUGGAGCAGCCAGCCAGGUAACUCAUACACAUUCUGGAUGCACUGAAACCAAUGCAUCUUGGAAGAAGUUACUGGAUAAGAAGAAUGUCCACCCUAAAUACGGGGGGGGAGGGGGGGGGCAGAAAAUGCAUGCUCACAGUUGCUCCAGCCUUGCAGUGGUUUGACUCAUCUUGUGACUCAGCCCUCCAGCCAGACCGCUUUUCAUCCCACCCCUUUGAGGAUAAUAAAAUCCAACAAUCUCAUGGCCUCAAGAUGAGUCUUUGGCCCAAAUCUGGACUCAUUAGUAUUACAAUCACCCCCAGUCUCUAGGGCCUUCAACCAUUUUUUCCAGUGACUGGUAGGGGAACCCAGGCUUUCCCUCUCUUCUAGAUUCCAAGCCAGGGACCUUGUAUUAAGCAGGCAAGGUCUGUCUACUCAGGCCCUCUGCUUCUUCUUACUUCAGCUAUCUGCAGACCCCCCUUAAUAGCCCCUUCUUGGAGUAAUCCCAUAGCAACAUUGCUCACACCUACCCCAAGGGCUCAGGCUUCACCUGUCCUUCAGGGCUGUGGUUUGCAGGAUUCCCCUUAGAGUUCUCUAAAGGAUCCCAAGCCAACCAUAUACAUUUAAACCACCUCUGCCCUCACUAGACUUGAGCUUCAGUCCUUCAGAAAUCCUCCCUGAUACUCUGCUCUUCAGCUGAGCACCAGCUCCUCAGGACUGCCUCCCUGGAGUCAUAUCCCCAUUUUGAAAUCCAUCAUAGGUGCUAACUCCCUCCUAUCCCCCUCCCUUAUUUUCUACCAGAGUAAUCUCAGAGAGCGAGAACACACAGCAUCCUCUGUGACUGAGCUUUCUAAGUCCUUUUAAGGAACACCUGACUCUUCUUCAGGUGGAUCUGCUAAUUAACCUACUUACCACCCCUACAGGUGCCAGCAGACAGACUAAUUGAGUUCACAGGCUCCUGUAAACCCUCUCAAGACCAGUGUGGGAUUUAUACUCCAUCACAAGGGAAGGUGAGGGAGGGGGAAGAUAAUACAUGUUUUUAGCAGCAAAGGACCAGAUUUUGAUGCCCUGUAACCCACACUUGCAUUGAAUUGUACCUUACUAACACAAUUGGCUAUAUUGAUUUCAAUGGGGCUACAUGCAGAGUAAGGAUCUACAGUGUGAGUAUGGGUGGCAAAAUUUGGUCCUAAAUAAACAGAUUCUCCCAUCCACUGGAAAGACAGAGCAGCUCAGACACUAGGAAAAUGCCUCACAGUAUCUGCACUAAUAUUCAGCUGGCCAGAUGCCUAAAUAACACCCCCCCACACCCAAAAAAAUACAGAAACUGCUUCUAGACUAAAUUCGACAAACACAAUUAAAACAAGAUUGCAAAAUUCUCUCCCCUCGUUUGACUCUUAUUACUUUAAUGUAUCAUUCACAGCAUCUAUUCCCAACAUUGCCAUUCAGUUCUUGCAUCACUUUGGGUAAGUCACAUUACCUCUCAGUGCCUCAGUUUCCCCACUUGUAAGGUAGUUUAGCCUCUGUGAAAGCCUGAUUAUUGCUAAGAUUUCUAAAGUGAUUUUAGAUCCUCAGAUGAAAGGGGCUAUUGAAAUGCAAAAGCAUUGUUGAUAGGAUUCUUAUUUUCCAGGAUCUUUAAGUAUCUACUUCUGUUUCAUAUUAACAAAUGUAGGAUUGUCAUAAAUCAGAGUAACUCUCAGAGCCAGUGACUGGGUAACAGCUGCUCCUGUCAAUUUCACAUGGAGGUAGAUGGGACACUAAGUACUAAUAAGAAAUGCAGGAGCAGAAUUGCCAGUGCUAACUGUUCAAAAAUCCUGAGUCAGGUCCCAGAAAUCCAGGAGAUUGGCUUAAACAUUCUGAGAUUUAAAUAAAAUUUGGGGUACUUUAUACUUCCCUCUGGUUGCUGAGCCUCCAUGAGGUUUUCAAGCUUUUCUCUGUAACCAUAAGUAUGAAAUAAAUAAAUAAAAUGAAAAGUGAAAUUCUCAUCUAAUCACAUGAAUCUGGGAGCUGGAGCUUUAAGAAAAACACCAAAUAUUGUGAAAUUGUUGGAAACACUGAGUCACCUGGCAGAACAAGGAAAACAUUUUGAAAACCCUGAACACCCAUUAGACCGCAUCAUGACAAUUGGCCCAUGGACAGAGCAGAAUUCAAAACGGAAAGAGGUUGUUUUCACGAUCUACUUUGAAACCCUCAAGUGAAGGGCCUGGUCUCUCUGGGUCUAAGCUGCAUUAAGGCCUCUUCACACCUCUCUGGUAGUGUAAAUGGGGUUGGAAAGCAACCAGGUCUCCUUAGCUGGGGACUCUUCUCUGCUGGGAGACUCUCUAGCUGACAUAGAACAGAUACAGCCAGCUUAUAGCACCCCAUGUCGCCUCCCAGUGUAGGGAGUAUGAUGGAGGCAGAUGGGGGUCAGCCCAGAAUGCACUGGGCUCCAGUGAUCCCUGGCAGACAGAUGUGGGCUCCUGGAAUCCAGAAUAAUUUUGAGCAGCUCUGAAAUACUUUGAGGCGAGCAUGGAACUGGCCCAAGGUCAGGGAGCUAUGCUGCUCAGAAUCCAGCCCUCUAUGUUCUCACAUCAUUUUGUUUACCACUGAAAUCAUGAUGCUCCUCACAUAGCUCCUUUCAUCACAGGAGCUCACAUUACUUUGCAUUCAGCAAGAAAUUUAGCCUUCUCACAGUCCUGUGAGGUAGGUAAGAAUUGUUAUACCUAUCUGCAAAAGGGUCAACCAAGAAGCAGAGAUGUCAAGAGACACCAUUAAGAUCACAAAGAGUCAGUAGCGGAGGUGGGAACAAACCCAAGCUCCCUCAUGUAGUGAUUAGAGCAAGCUGCCUUCCUGGACACAUUUAUGAGCUAAUCCUAACAGUGAUUUUCUACAUCAAUUUUUCAGUAUCAUUAGUUACUUAACAAAACUACCCUGCUCCACAAUCCAUUCAGCAGCACUGCAGGGAAGUGGCAUUAGACAUUAAGGCACUUAACUGGAAUGGUAAAUUAUUUUCUCUCUAGUGAACUACUGGCAAAUAGCACCUCACAUAUACAGUGCUACUGUGAUAACAUGUUGCUCUGUAUUCUUUCCACAGCACACAAUACAUUACUUGUCUUCUAUAUUCUGUAAUCUGUUUCUUAUCUCUUUCUCAUGGAUUAUUCUCUGCAGAUACAGAUACUGCUAUUCUUAGAAUGCACUCUCUGAGCAGUGGAAUAUUGCUAUAUUUUCUUAGCACUGUGUGGACUUUUCAGUAAUGCUAAUACUUUACACUUCUGUAGCAGCAUCUGUUAUUCAGAGAGCACAAACCACUUUACAAAAUAUUAAUUAAUUUGAGCAUUUUACAAAAGAGAAAAGUAUUAUCCCCAUUUUACAUAUAGGGAAAUUGAGGCAUGGGAAGGUUAAGAGACUUGCCCAAGGUCACCCAAUCAAUCAGUGGCAGAGCAGGCAAUACAAGUCAGGCAUGUGGUACAAGUACUGUGCCUUCACCAGGACUAUAAUUCUGGUGCAUAGUUCUCCUGCCCCAGUUCACAGACUUUAUCCAAUAGCGCCUAAAACAUCUAGGGCUAAGAAUAGCCAUAGGGUAGAAGAGGAAAGCAAAGCUCACAUUCCUGGGGAGAGGGAGUUGCACUCUGUGCAGGAAACAGGAAGGAGGAAAAUCAUCCAUCAGCUGAUAAGAUGACACACAGUCCAAAAGGUUCUUCUGUAAUUUGAUAUUGGCUAUGGAUUGGGGCUUCAUGUGAGAUAAAUUUGUGAGUGUCUCAUUUCCACUGAGGAAGCUCAUCUGCCUCAAGAAAGUGUCUCUCUCCACUGGGCUGAUACUAUCCAGAGAAAUGAAAAAUAUCAUCAGAAACAAGCUUCGCUUUACAGGUGUCCAGAAAAGACACCUGUAAACCAAGUGACU